Molecule: messenger RNA, 3006 nt
Organism: Amaranthus tricolor (Joseph's coat)
Lineage: Eukaryota; Viridiplantae; Streptophyta; Magnoliopsida; Caryophyllales; Amaranthaceae
Exons: 1
Coding region: 433-927 (164 amino acids)
Source: RefSeq, a predicted model, not a curated record
ACUCCUCCAAAAAAAAUGAGAAAUUUUUUAAUUAACAACAAAAAUCCCAUCCGUUAAAAUAACAGCAAAAGGAUUGAAUUCCUCUCACCCAUUUUGCCAACUAAUUGCUUAUGUUGAGGAAGGACCUAUCUUGGCGCCUACUAUCUUCUCUAUUGAGACAAAAAGUUCUAUUGAAACACCACAAUUUCCUACAACAAUUCUAUCUCCAUAAAACAAUUCUCCUUGGUGCAUCUAAAAUUUCUUACAAUUUCUUCCUACGUUGGCUGGUUUUUUGUGCUUUUACCUGCCCGUUUUCAAUCAAAUGCAUCAAGGAUAAACGAAAAUGGGCGAAAAAUCAAACAAUCAUCCCUCAUUUCCUGCAUAUUAAGAGUUAUGAAACCAACCCUUUUUCUCCAAAGAUUGUUUUUCUUCAGGAGAAGAUAAAAAAACACGAUGUUGAACCCGAGAUGUUAUAUAUGGGUCAUAGCGAUAUUACUCUUCAGCUGCAUUAUUUCCGGAGGCACCUUCUUGAUGCUCUACAUGAUCCUACCCGCGACUCCAACUACAUCAUAUUACCCUGUUGUCGGUAUUGUCCUAGUUUGUCUACCAUGGUUCUUUUGGGUCCUUACCAUGCUUUAUCGAAUCCUCUCACGGAGCCUUGGUUUUAGAAUGAUUUGCUGGGGAGAUGGCAUGCUCCCAACAGAAAGCAUGCGUCAAGGCACCAGCAUGGCUGAAGAUGUUGGUGGGUUGGAGGAUGGCAAUGCAAAGAACAACACAGCUGACGGUUCCUUACAAGAAGAUAACACGCGGCAGGUUCAGUUUGGAAAUGCCGUGGUCCUAGGAGAGCAGGACAAGAACCCUAGCCAUGAGGCAUCUUAUGGAGGCUCGCUUUCGUCUAUAGCUUCUCAUGAGAGCCAAAGUCCAUUGAAGUUGUCGAUGGCGUCGUGAUUAAACAUUGGGAGGAAUAGGCAGCUUGGUGAAGUAAAUGAUGCAAAGCAGUCUUGAUAACCUUGUAAAUAAUGCAAUUCAGACUUUUGGGUAUGGUAAUUGCUUUGGAUCUUGUAUAAAAGUAUAGAAACACCAUAGAUGCAGGUAUACAAUCCUCCCAUGUCCCAUCAUAAUCAAACCCAACAAAACAAAACAAAAAAAAUACCUUUCUGAAUUCUGAACAUUGUAUAUUACUCCUGGUUUUGACCUGUAGCAAAAAUAGUUUGAAAAACAAUCUGCAUAUUUAGAUACACUAGCUUCAUUAGCAUACAAUUCUAUGUUAUGUCAUCAAGAUAGCAAAUUUCGUAAUUCCAUCAACAGACUGAAAAUAAUCAAUUUCAAAAGCACUUAAAUUUUGGUUAGGUCGUUUGGUUGCCUCCUAAUUCCCUAGCUUUUGGAAUUUUGAUUUCCUGGAAAUUGUUUAUUUUAAUAGUUGUUUGUUUGAUACUCCUAGUAUUUUAGCAAGCAUCUGAAUUACUAAAGGGGUGCUGGUACUUUUAAAUUUCUUUGUCAAUUUCCCAAACAAAACUUACUUCCCAAGAAAUUAGACAAAGGAAGUAACUUCCAAGGUAUUAUAAUUUCCACAAAAAUUUACUUUCGGUGUUAGCCAAACAAGCUUUUGAACAACGAAAAUGGGUGUUAAGAACACACACUAUUUGGUGUACUCUACAUUGGUAUAGAAAUACAAGUAUGAUUUAGAAUCACUUGGAUCUUGUCUCUAGCAUCCUGAGUACUGAUAUAGACAAUUGCAUUACUCCUAAACUUCGUAUGCUGAUAUUCAUAUACUCCUAAUUAACAUCAAAACAUUCCUUAGAAGGUGUGCCUCGAUCCUCGUGUUUGAUACUCAACAUAUCGAGGGAGUGUUUAGUUAGGCGGAAAAUGUUUUCCUUUAGAAUAAAAUGACUUUUUAUCUCCUUUCUUUGGUGUGCGAAGGUCGGAAAAUAGUUUUCCGUGGUGGGAGAGUUUUUCUAAAGGUGAAAAAAGGGUCUUCUUUUGGAAGGAAAAAAAGCCUUAUUUCCUAUCUUAUACCUUUAGCUUCCUUUUUCUUCCCACAUCCAUCUUUCCCUCUCCUUUUACAUUUCCAUUAUUACCAACUUUUCAAAUAAGGAAUCAAAAUCUAAACUAAUCUACACUCAAAACAUUUAAGUUUCCACUAAAAUUGUUUUUCUUCCAACCAGACAAAGCCUCAAUAUUGUCAUCUACACCCCGCACCAUUUACAUUAUAUGUGAGCUAGUACAAUAUCCAUCUUUAUACAAAAUAAUAGACCUUAAUGUAACAAGUGAUUUGUUAACCUCUAAUGAAAACUAAAUUUAGUAUCUCAACCAAAGUAAAUGAAACAAAACUUGACUAGGUAUCCGUAUGAACUAAUCUAAAUUCAAUUCAAUCCAAACCAAACCUAACCUGAUCCAACUUAACCGAAUAUUAUAAAACUAGAAUUUCAGUUGUACAUGUGCAUAUCUGAUAUAACGUUCAUCAAAGGUUAAUAUCAUUGAUUAACGAGAAAUAUAACCUAUUAGGAACUCAAUCGAAUAGCUCUAUAGAGACCUUUACCAUAGAAAUACACCCUUCGGAUGUUAAGGCACAAUUAUUCUAUAUUGUAUUCAUUCUUAUAGCAACUUUGAUUCUUUGUAGAAACUUUUAGAUUACAUUGCACUGUAAUUAGUUUUAUUGAAUUUAUUAUUCUAAAGCUAAAAGAACAGAACCUUAGUAACUAAAAGAUCCUCUUUAUGUCACAAUUUGAAGCCAUAUCAAGGAACUACUAACAGAAUAUUCUAACUUUCUCCUAAGGUAAAUGUCCUAAAAGAACUUCUUUUGGACGAGGAAAAAGUUUCCAAAAAGGCACUGCUAAUCAAUGGAAAAAAGUUAGCAAAUUCCAUUUACAUUGAACCAAUUAGUACAAUGUUACUAUGGUCUAUACACCCUGAUACAAAAUUCACAAAUUUAAGGUGAAUGAAAAGUGAAAACUUAUAAUCACUAAAUUUUCUCAAUCAUAUUCAAAAUUAGGAGUGUAAAUUCGAUUUUUUUUGGUUCGGUUUGAU